AUGGAAGGUGUUCGUUAUUAUGGUGGUGGCUUUCCUAAUAAUAAUCAUGUGAAUUUACAAAAACAUUCUCUUGUCCCUCCUCCAUUGACAGCCAUUGGUAGAUUCUUGCAAGGUCAAAGGCCUAGCCAAGAAAGUUUUUCUCAUGAUCAAAAUUUUGAGAAGAACAAAGGAAGAACAUUAUUCAUUCCUUCAAAUGUUGACUAUGGAUCGUCCUCGUCGUUUAAUGGAGAUAUCGGUGGUGGCGGCGUGUAUGAUGAUGUUUCAUUAGUACAACGUUUUCCCAUGGAAAAUAUCUAUGCUAAUGGUCAUGGUAUCGUGUCAAAAAGUUAUCAAAACCAAGAACUUGAAAAUGAAGUGAUUAAUAAACCUUGUAACACCAUGAAGAAGACGAAAAGUGGUUUUCGUAAGAAUUUGAUCAAGGGACAAUGGACUAGUGAAGAAGACAGGAAACUUCUUAGGCUGGUGAAAAAACAUGGAGAUCGAAAAUGGUCACGUAUUGCUGAGCAGAUGGAUGGGAGAGCCGGAAAACAGUGUCGUGAGAGAUGGCAUAAUCAUUUGCGUCCAGAUAUAAAGAAAGAUACAUGGGAUGAGGAUGAGGAAAGAAUGAUGGUUGAGGCUCAUCGAAAAGUAGGAAACAAAUGGGCCGAAAUCGCUAAGUUAAUCCCAGGGAGAACCGAGAACGCGAUUAAGAACCAUUGGAAUGCUACAAAAAGGAGACAUAACGCUCGUCGUAAGAAUAAGAAAAACGAUACAAAAAACAAAAAGUUACGCUCUUCUGUUUUACAAGACUACAUUAGAACCAAGGUUAGUGAUCAUAUUGAGAAUGUUGCUCCCACGACGAGCAGCGUGAUCAAUGCAACUCCUAGCAGUCCUACUAUGAUCUCCUACGGUGAUAAUGCACCGAUUAAACUCAACACUUUCUUUCCCGAGCAACCGAGUAAUUUUAACUGUGAUUAUUACUCUCCAUCUUUAGACAUCACUCAAUCACAUGACGACGAGUUAAGGUUCAUGAAAAGUUUUUUUGGUGAAAGAAAACACAUUCGACAAGAUUCAUCAAAAGCCACCUCCACCGAGUCACAAUAUUUGUUUCAAUCAUCUUCAUUACUUUCCAAUGAGUCAGUAGUCCACAACAUAGAUUCAAGAUCCUAUUUUGGUUUUCAUAGUAACUCACCAUACGAAUUUGCUAAUUCAUCUUCAUCGAUAUCAAAUGAGUCCUCAUCGGUUCACAUCAAUCUGAAUUCAUCUCUAGAGUUUAGUCCACUAGGGUUUACUGUUACUAAUCCAUUAUAUAGACUUGGUUCAUCUUCAUCAUCAAUUUCUCAUGAUGAGUACUAUUCAAAUAUAUACUUGAAACUAGAGAAUUCAUCAAGAACCCAACUCACUCAAGAUGGUUACGUUUCUUAUCUCCCCAAAGGAGCUACCACGUUGUCUCGUUCUAUCGAUUAUGGGGACAGAAAUAGUGAUCACUUAGUGUUUGGUGCUGAACCAAGUUCCGCCAGUUUUGGUUGUUCAUCAAAUAAUGGGCAGAAAGAAAUGGAUUUGGUGGAAAUGUGGUUAUCUUCUCAGAUUUCUCAAGGUAGCAACUUCAUGAUAUAA
Molecule: messenger RNA, 1596 nt
Organism: Erigeron canadensis
Lineage: Eukaryota; Viridiplantae; Streptophyta; Magnoliopsida; Asterales; Asteraceae
Product: transcription factor MYB119-like
Exons: 3
Coding region: 1-1596 (531 amino acids)
Biological process (GO): regulation of DNA-templated transcription
Cellular component (GO): nucleus
Molecular function (GO): RNA polymerase II cis-regulatory region sequence-specific DNA binding; DNA-binding transcription factor activity, RNA polymerase II-specific
Source: RefSeq, a predicted model, not a curated record